AUGACGAUUAGACAACAUCUGCGCGCAAUAUUGGCAACAACAAGUCGACACUACACUAUUGCUUCGUCGCCUCCUUUUCAAUUCACGACAACGGAUGCCGGAAAGCUCUAUGAAAUUCCUAAGGCUGACUAUGAUCGAUUGAAUUUUAAUAAAAUGUUGCCGCUAGCACUCACUAAACAGUUCGGAACUAUCGAUGAGUGUGUUACGAUGAUCAGGCCUCCUUUAGUUGAAGUUUCUUCAUAUAUGAAGACUGCUCGAACCAAUUUUUCAUCUUUACGACUUUGUCUUUGGGGCCGAUUUGGAACUGGGAAAACGACAACUCUAAAUCAGGCUGUCCAUAUGGCUUCGUCGGAGGGCUGGGUUGUCGUCCAUUUAAAAUCUGUUCUGUCAUUGACAAGAAAGGUACAAGAGGUGGAUAUGUCUACAUAUCAACCUGGGAGAAUCAAUGAUCCGAUGAGAGCUACAGAGAUUCUCCAACUCUUUAAGCAACAAAACACUCACCUAUGGAAAAGAUUGAGCGAGUUGAUGACAACCAAAAGCUACGAAUGGACUAAAAACGAUAAGACGGUUGAAGGUAAGCCUCUAACCGACAUCGUUGAAAUGGGUCUCUCUGCGCCGUAUCUUGCUUCGGAUUGCGUUGGAGCUUUGUUUAAAGAGCUGCGGCUUCACGCUUCAAAAGGAGAAAUAAAACUGUUUGUUGGCAUUGAUGACUCCAAUUCACUUUGGGGAAAAACGCUUGUGAAGAAAGCUGAUCGAACAAAAGCAAAGGCACAUGAACUGACACUUGUACAACAUUACAAAAACUUCCUACAAAAUGAUUGGAGCAAUGGCACGGUGCUUUUAGUCGCUGAUCAAAAAGAGGUAUCUGAUGCUCGAGACUCGCUUACUGUGCCACUUUACACUCCACUCGAAUUGUUUGGCGACGAGGGUUUUGAUUUUAUCGACCCCUUUAUCCCAAUUGAGACAUCAAUUUAUACAAAGGAGGAAGCUAACACGAUAUUUGAAUACUACAAAACGAAACAAUGGCUUGCAACACCUGGAGCUAAAGACAAUACGGGGCGAAUACAAAUCGCUGAACUUUCUGGCUAUAAUCCUUUUUAUUUUGAGAGAAUCUGUGCGUUUGUG
Messenger RNA from Mesorhabditis belari, 1125 nucleotides. Lineage: Eukaryota; Metazoa; Nematoda; Chromadorea; Rhabditida; Rhabditidae. The record is from the annotation of a GenBank genome assembly.